Messenger RNA from Penicillium soppii, 261 nucleotides. RefSeq lists its product as uncharacterized. Lineage: Eukaryota; Fungi; Ascomycota; Eurotiomycetes; Eurotiales; Aspergillaceae. The record is from RefSeq and is a predicted model, not a curated record. Bases 1 to 261 code for a protein of 86 amino acids. The transcript has a single exon.
AUGCUGGACAGCGAAAAAAGAAGAAAGCUUGCGUCUAAUCGGUCAUCACAACAAGAGCUUGCCCAGAUUGCAGAACAGCCAGAGCUCAGCAUUUUAGACAGCACAUUUCCUGUUUCUGCCGAAGAAGCUUCAACGUCCCAGAUGUCAUCGAGCCGACAGUCCCUUCAGCAGCCGCCACACGAGAAAAUGUUCAAGAAGCACGAGAAGAAUGAUGCAGAACAAAAUUCUCUAGUUGAAUGCUGGCUGGUGGGGAAAGAGUAG